CAUGACUUCAACCCCGACACACCAGGAGACACAGAGGACAAAGAGGAGGCCAUCUGGAGCAUUGCCACACUUUGUUUCAAGUCCAUCGCAGUUUAUCUGAGCUUCAGGAGGAAGAUGCCGGUGUGUACCAUUGUGGAGAAGUGUAACGGUGUGGUGGAGGGAGCGGAGUUGUCGUGUAGCGUCCGGGAAGAGAAUAGAGCCCAGAGGGAGAGCUACUGCGCCGAUUGGAACAGCGUCAGCCUCAAGACUCAACCUGAGGAACGGAAGACGAUGAACAUGAAGGACACCUCCCGCAGGGAGACCCUCAGUCGGCAGUGGAAGGCCUCCCCCCUAACCCAGUCCUGCCCAUCCGGCGUUCUCCGCGUGGGCACGGUGGAGCGUGGCGUGAGGGAGCACCAGCUGCUGCCCAAGCGACACACCCUGCCCUUGCCAAUCUUCACCCCCGCCGAGCUGGGCGUCCGUAUGGGCCGCGGCAGCCCGCACGCGCCCGAGGACCUUCAGCCCUUCCCCCUGGCGGACGGCGCCUGCCCCACCAAGAGGAGCGUGAGCGAGAUCACGCGGGACCUGCCGCCCGUCAAGCCCACACUCAUGGAGUUCUCCAAGGCACCCAAAGCCCUGGGGCGCUCCAUGUCCCAGGAGGCCCAGAGAGGGUGAAGCAAAUAUAGACUAUGGGGUGGAUGAAGAACGUGCAUGCACUUGUGACAUCCUAAACCGUCUGUUUUUUCGGAUUUGUAGCACUGGCUGUUGAUGCCAGCACAGCGAACAAAAACACGAUUGUGUUCUUACUGUGAUAGUGGGUGGCAAGAAGUAUCGACUGCAUUGUUUAAAAAAAAAAAAAAAGCAUAGGAAGGAAGCAUCAAAUCAAGCACAUAUUUUUUAUUACAUUGAAAAUUAGACAAGGUUCUGUUCUUACUGCAUGGGAUGGAAAGUAUUUGAAAGGAAGCGUCACGUGUAAGAAGGACGGAAGAGCAAGUGGUUCUGGAAACAUCCUUGCAUGACUUUGUGUACAUACAGUAUUUGUGUAUCUUGUGUGUGUUGUGUUCUUUUAGAUUUUGAAUUUGUGUUUUUACUAAUAAAAUCAGAGCUGCUAUUCA
Messenger RNA from Syngnathus acus (greater pipefish), 1094 nucleotides. RefSeq names its product titin-cap (telethonin). Gene Ontology annotation, biological process: cardiac myofibril assembly; skeletal muscle myosin thick filament assembly; cardiac muscle tissue morphogenesis. Lineage: Eukaryota; Metazoa; Chordata; Actinopteri; Syngnathiformes; Syngnathidae. The record is from RefSeq and is a predicted model, not a curated record. Gene Ontology annotation, molecular function: protein-macromolecule adaptor activity; titin binding; structural constituent of muscle. Gene Ontology annotation, cellular component: Z disc. Bases 115 to 654 code for a protein of 179 amino acids. The transcript has 2 exons.